This is a messenger RNA of Racocetra persica, 444 nucleotides long. NCBI's taxonomy places the organism in Eukaryota, Fungi, Glomeromycota, Glomeromycetes, Diversisporales, Gigasporaceae. The record is from the annotation of a GenBank genome assembly.
AAUUUUUAUAUAUGUUAUCAAUUUGAUAAAAAUGAACAAAAAGUUUGUAUGCUUCCUGAAGAAGAUGAAAUAGAUCAAAAUAUAUUUGAUACAGCAAAUUUUGUAUUAAUUAUAGUGGUUGAUUAUAUGCAAGGAUUUUUUAAAACUAGAAGAAAACAUACCAAAAUACCACCACCAGAUCCACAAAAUCAACAACAAGAUCCUAGAUAUCUUACAGAUGUGCUAAGUUAUUAUUUAGGGAAAAAAUUUUCACUUUCAGCAGGACAAAGUGGUUUAUCAGUAUAUAUUAGUGAUGGAGAAAUUAAAAUAGUAUAUAAAUAUAAUGCUGAUAUUGAAAAUAUAUUAGAUUUAGCACAAAUAAUUGUGCAACAAUUACAACAAGAUCAAAAUGGUAAUAGAAAAAACCCAAUAGAAGAAGAUGAACCAGAAGAUGCAGAAAUUUAA